Molecule: messenger RNA, 2435 nt
Organism: Microtus oregoni (creeping vole)
Lineage: Eukaryota; Metazoa; Chordata; Mammalia; Rodentia; Cricetidae
Product: aldehyde dehydrogenase family 3 member B2
Exons: 10
Coding region: 55-1494 (479 amino acids)
Biological process (GO): aldehyde metabolic process
Cellular component (GO): cytoplasm
Molecular function (GO): aldehyde dehydrogenase (NAD+) activity
Source: RefSeq, a predicted model, not a curated record
GUCAGAGGUAAGAGAGAGUCUGGCUAAGUAAGGAGCCACACAUCUGGAACCAGAAUGUCUGCUACGGACGCAGGCGCGGAGCCCUCAUUGGGGGUGGACCCCACUGAGGACACACUGCGGAGGCUGCGGGAGGCUUUCGCUGCAGGACGGACUCGACCUGCGGAGUUCCGGACAGCACAGCUGCAGGGCCUGAGCCGCUUCUUUCAGGACAACAAGCAGCGGCUGCAGGAUGCACUGGCCAAGGACGUGGGCAAGUCAGCAUUCGAGUCAGACAUGAGUGAGAUCAUCCUGUGCCAGAAUGAGGUGGACCUGGCCCUCAAGAACCUGCAGACCUGGAUGAAGGACGAGUCUGUGUCCACCAACUUGCUCACGAAGCUGAGCUCAGCCUUCAUCCGGAAGGAGCCCUUUGGCGUGGUGCUUAUCAUUGCACCCUGGAAUUAUCCAUUGAACUUGAUGAUCAUGCCCCUAGUGGGGGCCAUAGCUGCAGGGAACUGUGUGGUGCUGAAGCCAUCAGAGAUAAGCAAGAACACAGAGAAGGUGCUGGCUGAGCUGCUGCCCCAGUAUCUGGACCAGAGUUGUUUUGCUGUGGUGCUGGGUGGGCCCGAGGAGACUGGGCAGCUGCUGAAACACAAGUUUGACUACAUCUUCUUCACGGGGAGCCCUCAAGUAGGCAAGAUCAUCAUGGCCGCUGCUGCCAAACACCUGACGCCCAUCACCCUGGAGCUGGGGGGUAAGAACCCCUGCUAUGUGGACGAUGACUGCGACCCCCAGACUGUGGCCAACCGCGUGGCCUGGUUUCGCUGCUUCAACGCUGGCCAGACCUGUGUGGCCCCCGAUUACAUCCUGUGUAGCCAGGAGAUGCAGGAGCGGCUGGUACCUGCCCUGCAGAAUGCCAUCACACGUUUCUAUGGGGACAACCCGCAGACCUCCCCCAGCCUGGGCAGAAUCAUCAACCAGAAACAUUUCAAGCGGCUCCAGGGCUUGCUGGGCUGUGGCCGCGUGGUCAUUGGUGGCCAGAGUGAUGAGGGAGAACGCUACAUUGCACCCACGGUGUUAGCGGACGUGCAGGAGUCGGAGCCCGUGAUGCAGGAGGAGAUCUUUGGGCCCAUCCUGCCCCUGGUGACCGUGAGGAGCCUGGAUGAGGCCAUCAACUUCAUUAACCAGCGGGAGAAGCCCCUGGCCUUGUAUGCCUUCUCCAAUAACAGCCAGGUGGUGAACCAGAUGUUGGAACGUACCAGCAGUGGUGGCUUUGGGGGCAAUGACGGUUUCCUCUACCUGACUCUACCUUCUAUGCCCCUGGGGGGAGUUGGCAACAGUGGGAUGGGCAGGUAUCACGGCAAGUUCUCCUUUGACACCUUCUCCCACCAGCGUGCCUGUCUGCUGCGCAGCCCUGGGGUGGAAAAGCUUAAUGACCUCCGUUACCCGCCUUAUGGUCCCUGGAACCAGCAGUUUAUAAGCUGGGCCAUGGGCUCCCAGAGCUGCACCCUCCUAUGAACGCCACCCCCACUCCCUCCUGCUGCCCAAACCCUGCCCCACCUGAGCUUUCAGCCGCACUCACAACCCCAGUGGUUCCGAAAGGCAGGUGUCUGGCCCAGCCUGUGCACACCCCACUUCAGGAACUUUUCCUGAACAGACCUGCAGCCAGGCAAGACCUGCGGGUGGCUGGUCCAGUCCCUUCCCAGAGCAUGGCCCCUCGCAGCCCCCUGACCCUCUCCUUAGGCAGAUCUGCUGACAGAGAAACCCCCUCCCCAAGGUUGAGCAGAUCUGGUGACUGAGGGGGACUUCCUUUGUCAGAUCCUAGACAGGGUCCCAGAAGACAGAGCAGUGGCUCCCAGCUGCAUCCACACCCGGAGGGUGGCUUUGUCCCACCUGAAGUGACAUGAUCUUGAACACUGAACAGAUUUAUUGGUGGAAUCUGCCUGAAGGGUGUUCAUUAUUUACUUUUCUGUUGCUUUGAUCCAAUGACCUGAUAGGCAAGUUCAAGGGGGAAGACUCUCAUAGCUCACAGCUUCAGAAGGGUCUAUCCCCAUGACUCAGCAGACAUCACAGAAUACAGUUUAGUUCAUAAAAUGGCAAGCCAGGAAACAUCAUGAAUAACAAGAAAAACAUGGUUGAUUAGUCAAGUCUGUUCUGGGCCCAGGCAGGGGUGUGUGCGAGUGUUGGCUACAUCUCCACUCCUAGAAAGAGGUAAUGAGAGGUAGAAUAUGAAAUUGGGGACUUGGGGAUAAAGAGAUGGCUCAGUGAUUAAGAGCACUGGUUGUUCUUCCAGAAGACUGAGUUCAGACCUCAGAACCCACAUAGCAGGUCAUAGUCAUCUUUAACUCCACUUAAAAAAGAUCCAUCUUCUUCUUAGGGCCUCAGCAGGUACCAAGCACACAUAUGAUGCCCAGACAUACAUAGGCAAAAUGCUCAUACAUGGAAAAUAAAAUUUAAAA